ACGCGCGCGAACCGAUUCAAUCAUCCCCGGGCCCCUGCUAAAUGCUGUAAUCUGAAUAAACCCACCCCAAAAGUCGACCAGUAAUCGUUCAUCUCCUUUUCCUCUGCUUCCCCACGCCCGCGGCCAUGGCAAAUCCGGAGGUAACCAAGCAGCCACCACCGGACGAGGCGGCGAUGGAGCGGCGAGCUGACGAGACGGUGCAGGCGGGCAAGGACGGAGCCUCCAACAACUCUUCUCCCCCGCCGUUCCUGGAGGUGACGUGCCGGAGCUCCGGCGAGGUCCGGCGGUUCGCGGCCGGAACGACCGCCCGCUACGCGCUGCACGCCGUCAACCGCAAGCUGCCCCCGGGCUCCCCCGCGGCGCUGCACGUCGAGGCCGCCAAGGACGGCGAGGAGCCCGUCUGCUUCGGCCCCACCGCGCCCCUCGCCGACUACGGCCGCGGCUGGAGGCUCCAGACCGUCACCGAGCAGGACGCGCCGGGAACACACCACGACGCGAAGAAGCAAGGCGGCGAGGCGAAGGGGGCUCGCGAUCGGGAGGCGCUGAGGAAGAAGGGCGCCUCCGUGUACCUCGCCAAGAUCGUGCUCGCGUUCGUGUUCAUAUUCUUGUUCGGCGGACUGUUCACCUACUUGCUCGAGAAGAUCCCCGACAUGAUCCAGCUCGCUACCUCUGCCUCUCCUGAAUCCUCGUAGCAUUCACCUGUAGCGAUGAACGUUUUUCCAUUUUAUUUUUUUACCUUUCGAAAAAGAAAUUGUGUUCUUGUGAGCCUUAUUGUAAGAAACAGUCGCCGAGAAAUUCGAAAUUCUCUUUGCACGUACAUAGCA
Molecule: messenger RNA, 824 nt
Organism: Brachypodium distachyon (stiff brome)
Lineage: Eukaryota; Viridiplantae; Streptophyta; Magnoliopsida; Poales; Poaceae
Exons: 3
Coding region: 126-692 (188 amino acids)
Source: RefSeq, a predicted model, not a curated record